Messenger RNA from Astyanax mexicanus (Mexican tetra), 1453 nucleotides. RefSeq names its product triosephosphate isomerase 1b (gene tpi1b). Gene Ontology annotation, molecular function: triose-phosphate isomerase activity. Gene Ontology annotation, cellular component: cytosol. The record is from RefSeq and is a predicted model, not a curated record. Bases 89 to 832 code for a protein of 247 amino acids. The transcript has 7 exons. Lineage: Eukaryota; Metazoa; Chordata; Actinopteri; Characiformes; Acestrorhamphidae. Gene Ontology annotation, biological process: glycerol catabolic process; glycolytic process; gluconeogenesis.
GCACACUCCGCCUUCUUUUCCGAGCAGCAGAGCCGGGCAGCUUCAGCAGUUCAGUCAGCCGAGCAGCACCACCACAACUUCAGCCAACAUGUCCAGGAAAUUCUUCGUUGGGGGAAACUGGAAGAUGAACGGGGACAAGAAGAGCCUGGGGGAGCUCAUCAACACCCUGAACAGCGCCAAGAUCAGCGGAGACGUGGAUGUGGUGUGUGGGGCUCCUACCAUUUACCUGGACUUCGCCCGCUCCAAGCUCGAUGCAAAGAUUGGUGUGGCUGCACAGAACUGCUACAAGGUGGCCAAGGGUGCCUUCACCGGAGAGAUCAGCCCUGCCAUGAUCAAGGACUGUGGCGUGGAGUGGGUGAUUCUGGGACACUCUGAGCGGCGUCACGUGUUCGGAGAGAGUGAUGAGCUGAUUGGUCAGAAGGUGGCUCACGCCCUGGAGAGUGGUCUGGGUGUGAUUGCCUGCAUUGGAGAGAAGCUGGACGAGAGGGAGGCUGGCAUCACUGAGAAAGUCGUCUUCGCACAGACCAAAGCCAUCGCAGACAAUGUUAAGGACUGGAGUAAAGUUGUGCUGGCGUACGAGCCUGUCUGGGCCAUCGGCACCGGCAAAACCGCAUCUCCACAACAGGCUCAGGAGGUCCACGAUAAACUGAGGCAGUGGAUGAAGACCAACGUCUCUGAGGCUGUUGCCAACUCUGUUAGGAUCAUCUACGGAGGCUCGGUCACUGGGGGAACCUGCAAAGAGCUUGGCUCCCAGAAGGACGUGGACGGUUUUCUGGUGGGCGGAGCUUCACUGAAGCCAGAGUUCGUGGACAUCAUUAACGCAAGAGCAUAAGAAGUUCAACGUGGAAUCGACAGAGGCCGACUGGACCCGUCUCCCACCAUUCUGCCCCCAGCACUUGGAUCCCAUUCGAACUUUUAAUUUUUCCGAAGUGUUCUUGUGAUGUCGCCGCAUCCUUGUCCUUUUUAUCGGUUGUGUGUGUUUUGUGUUGUCGUUUGAAGACAUUUCGGUAUAAGGCACUUACAGUGAAGGUAGUGUUAGGACACUGAAGGGAUGUAAUGUUGUGUAUAGAGUGGUGAAUAACUAACACUCUACACUGCUAAAACAAACUACUUACCUUAGAAUAACCAGCACAGGGCUUUCACAGGCCACGCCUUUACUUGAACAAAUGUUUACCAACCUCCUUUUACAUACGGUUUCAGCUCUAGGAUGAAAAAAAAAAGCAAGCCAAUCACUGAGUGUCUUUUUUCCCCCCCCAUGUGUUUUGUGCAAUUUUUCAUUACAGUGUUCCUUGUCUUACCUGUUUAUUAAUUUAAUACUGUACCAACCAGUUUCUGGCCACUGUGGCUAGAGGUUGUUCCUUAAAUAUCAAGCAUGGUGCCAUGGCCAAUGGUAUUACAAGGUAAAGCAAGUAGGAACAUGGUAAUAAAUGUUAGAAGAUCUCCAAUGCUAAAA